This is a messenger RNA of Aaosphaeria arxii CBS 175.79, 527 nucleotides long. RefSeq lists its product as uncharacterized. The transcript has 3 exons. Bases 1 to 210 code for a protein of 69 amino acids. Gene Ontology annotation, biological process: proton motive force-driven ATP synthesis. The record is from RefSeq and is a predicted model, not a curated record. NCBI's taxonomy places the organism in Eukaryota, Fungi, Ascomycota, Dothideomycetes, Pleosporales.
AUGGUUGCUAUGUACACAAUUGCUGGCCGCCAGGUCGGAUCGCACGUUCUCGCGAUUGCCACUCUCACCACCACCUUCGCCGGCGCAUUCCUCGCAACCCGCGGUGGCAGCAAGCCCGAGCAGCAGGGACCACCAAUCAACGCUAAGAGCAAGGAGGAGGAAAGCUUCGUGAAGAGCUUCGUGAACAAGGUCGAGGGCGAGAAGAAGUAAGCAUGGUUUUCAAUGGAACAUGGCGAGCGUGUGGGGGAAAUGGGUUAUUUGAAGCCCGUCCCUCGGGGAAAAUGAUGGGAAAUGGCAUAUAUCGGAUAGACGGAAGUGUACGCGAGACGAACUUUGGACGUGUAAAACUGUAGAUACAGCGCCAAUUGUACCACCAACCCAUCGUCUUCAUCAUCAGCAUCAUCAUAAGACUUGGAAUUUGGCAGACUUCAUUGCCGUUACACCGGAUCAGUGCUGCCUUCUCCGUGCUCCGCACCGUUGGAAUCGUGAUACAGACAAAUAUCUAAUUAUUUAGGUCGAAAUAUACU